AUGUCGAUGAGUCCAUCUUGCAAGAGUUUAUGGUUCUUCCUCAUCAUCGUCGGAUUCUUAGGACAAAAUCUCCACUGUGUUCUGUCUAGCCCACACCGUAUUCUAGUGGACACAGAUGUCGACACAGACGAUCUCUUUGGCCUACUCUACCUCUUGAAACUAAACAAAUCAGAAUUCGAUCUCGUCGGGAUUACAAUAAGUGCAAAUGCGUGGACCAACGCAGGUCACGGAGUGAAUCAAGUGUACGAUUUAUUGCACAUGAUGGGUCGUGACGAUGUCGCCGUAGGUGUCGGCGGUGAAGGUGGGAUUCUCGACGACGGUACUAUACUCUCCGACGUCGGUGGCUAUUUUCCGAUCAUCGAACAGGGGAUGAAAACAACGGGAGAAUGUAGAUACAGACAAGCAAUUCCUAAAGGCUCCGGAGGCCUACUCGACAUUGACUCCAAUUAUGGUUUUCGUAAACAGUUUCUUCCUCAGGGGAACAGAAGAUACACUCCUAUACGGCAACCAACGGCACAGAAAGUAAUCACGGAAAAAGUUUCCGAAGGUCCAAUCACAGUGAUCCUCAUCGGUUCUCACACGAAUUUCGCUCUCUUCUUGAUGUCAAACCCUCACCUUAAACACAACAUCCAACACAUAUACGUCAUGGGCGGUGGUGUACGGUCUCGAAAUCCUACCGGUUGCUGUCCGGCGAAUUCCACGGCGGAGCAAUGUCAACCUCGACAAUGUGGCAACCGUGGGAACUUGUUCACAGACUAUACAAGUAAUCCUUACGCAGAGUUCAACAUGUUCCUUGAUCCUUUCGCUGCUUAUCAGGUGUUUCACUCAGGUGUUCCAGUGACUCUUGUUCCUCUAGAUGCAACUAACACAAUACCUAUCAACAAGCAAUUUUUUGAGACAUUUGAAAACAACCAGAGGACAUAUGAAGCUCAAUAUGUUUUCUUAUCUUUGAAAAUUGCUAGAGACACUUGGUUCGACGCUGAGUUUUACCAGAGCUAUUUCAUGUGGGAUUCUUUCACGGCUGGUGUUGCAGUCUCAAUCAUGAGAAACUCCGUUAAAAAUAACAACACCAAUGGUGAGAAUGAUUUUGCGGAGAUGGAGUACAUGAACAUAACCGUUGUUACUUCAAACAAACCUUAUGGAAAAUCCGAUGGCUCAAAUCCUUUCUUUGAUAAAAGAAAAACUCCAAAGUUUAACCUAACCCUUGGAGGAGUUCACAGUGGUCAUGUUCAGAAUGGUUUGCGUGAUCCAAUCUGCAUACCUAAAAGUGGGAAAGGAAUGUGUAAGGAUGGUUAUACACAAGAGACUUCUGGACCUGAUUCAGUUCGUGUUCUUGUCGCGAAACGAGCUAAACCGAACGUAAACAUCGAAAGCAAACUUGACAGAGAGUUCUAUGUUGAUUUCUUGGAAGUUUUGAAUAAACCUGGAGAAACAGGGAGGUUUAACUUUUCAUCUCAGUUUCCAUACUACAAAGAAGAAUUGUUUAGACCAGAUCUUAGCAAAACGCAUCUUGGAAAGCCUGUCGUUUUCGAUAUGGACAUGAGCGCCGGAGAUUUCCUCUCUCUCUUCUAUCUCCUUAAAGUUCAAGUGGAGAAAAUCGAUUUGAAGGCCAUUAUUGUGAGCCCAACCGGUUGGGCUAAUGCAGCAACAAUCGAUGUGGUCUAUGAUCUGCUUCACAUGAUGGGUCGUGACGACAUUCCGGUCGGUUUGGGAGACUUGUUCGCAUUAAACCAAUCUGACCCGAUCUUCCCACCGGUUGGAGAUUGCAAAUACAUCAAGGCUGUUCCUCAAGGCUGUGGCGGGUUUCUUGGUUCGGACACUCUUUAUGGUUUUGCUCGUGACCUCCCAAGAAGCCCUCGUAGAUACACUGCGGAGAACUCCAUGGUCGAUGGAGCUCCUAGGGACACUGAUCGGCCUGAACUUCGACAACCUCUUGCACUUGAAGUUUGGCAAUACGUGACCAAAACUAUAAGUGGAGCGUCUAAGAUCACUGUACUAACCAAUGGACCAUUGACUAGCUUGGCUAAGAUAAUCUCAUCUGAUAAAAACUCAUCCUCACUAAUCAAGGAAGUUUAUAUCAUGGGAGGACACGUUAACCGUGAGAAACCAGACAAAGGGAACAUAUUCACGGUUCCUAAGAACGCAUACGCUGAGUUCAAUAUGUUUCUUGAUCCUUUAGCAGCUAAGACGGUUCUUGAAUCCGGGCUAAACAUCACACUCAUCCCUCUAGCAACCCAACGGAAGCUGAGCUCUUUCCAAACAAUGCUGGAUAGACUCUACUCCUCGGCGAAAACACCGGAAAGUCUGUUUGUGAAACGUCUGCUUGCUAGAUUACAAGCGCUUCAUCACAAACACAGAAGAUACUCGCAUGUGGACAUGUUCUUAGGGGAAGUUCUUGGAGCGGUUUACUUGGGAGAGGAUCACGCUUCACUGAAGCCGAGACUGCGAGCUGAGCACAUAAGAGUGAUCGCUGAAGGCGAUGAGUCGAAAGAUGGUCAGGUAUUGAUCGAUAAUCUGCGUGGAAGACAAGUAAAGAUACUGGAAAGAGUAGAUGUGAGAGGCUGCUACGAGAGUUUUGCUUCUAGACUCGCUGAUAAGAACCAGUCUGCGGUUAUAGGAAGCUUUGAAGAACAAAGGAAGAAAUGGAACACACCACCAAGUUGAGAAGAACAACACAAAAGAUACUGAUGUUGGGAGUUUUCAAGGCUCCUAAGACAAAUGUUGUAGUAUAAAUGAUUGUCGAAUCAAUUCCAAGGGAUUUCAAACACUGAGAAUGCAAGUACUUACUUAA
Messenger RNA from Brassica oleracea var. oleracea, 2791 nucleotides. RefSeq lists its product as uncharacterized. The transcript has 12 exons. NCBI's taxonomy places the organism in Eukaryota, Viridiplantae, Streptophyta, Magnoliopsida, Brassicales, Brassicaceae. The record is from RefSeq and is a predicted model, not a curated record. Gene Ontology annotation, molecular function: hydrolase activity, hydrolyzing N-glycosyl compounds. The coding region runs from base 1 to 2664 and encodes 887 amino acids.